This is a messenger RNA of Anopheles coustani, 981 nucleotides long. RefSeq names its product clavesin-1-like. NCBI's taxonomy places the organism in Eukaryota, Metazoa, Arthropoda, Insecta, Diptera, Culicidae. Gene Ontology annotation, cellular component: membrane. The record is from RefSeq and is a predicted model, not a curated record. Gene Ontology annotation, molecular function: phosphatidylinositol bisphosphate binding. The coding region runs from base 1 to 981 and encodes 326 amino acids. The transcript is spliced from 2 exons.
AUGGCUCCGUGCUUCUCUCCAUAUUCCGUGGAAAAGAACCCUUCGGUCUACGAUGGGUACAAGUUUGAGCUACCGGAGUUGUAUCGUCGAAUUGCUAUGGAAGAACUCGGUGAAGAUGACUUGGUUCGGGAGCAAUCAUUGACCGAAAUGCGGCAAUGGAUCGUGAACAAUCCGCACAUCCGGAAGUGUCGAACGGACGCCAAGUUCCUGCUGAGAUUCCUUCGCUUUCGGAGGUUCUCCGUCCCGAUGGCCUGUGAAGCGCUCGAGCGAUACUUGGUUGUGCGCGAGCUGUAUCCCAGCUGGUUUAAGCACCUCGACAGCAACGAUCCGACCAUGAUGGAAAUAUUCGACAAUGUACCUUUCAGUGUGCUCGGAUUUGAUAGUGCCGGUCGCAUGGUGGGACUGUGUCGAUUUGCCCGCUAUCACGAUCAGAAGCAUCAGCCCUUCGAAGAUGGCAAGUACAUGGCCAUCGUUAUGGAGACGCUGCUCGAGUGGGAAGAAACGCAGAUCGGAGGCUGCCAGGUGUUUAUGGAUUGGCAAGGCAUCUCCGUGAACAACCUGGAGAAGUGGAACACAACCGAUCUGAGAAUCAUGAUGGAUGCGUUCGGUCACACGUACCCGCUGCGCUACGGUGAUAUCUUUUCGGCGAAACUGCCCAAAUUUGGCGAACCAACGAUGGACACGUUUGUCUCAUUUGCGAAUCCCAAAAUGCGGGAGAAAAUCACCUGCCUGUCCUCCAUCACCGAAUUCGGUCAGCAAUUUGAGCCGAACAUGAAACCGAAGGAAUAUGGUGGCACGCAGGAUUUGCACGCGUUGAACCGAGCCUUCCGGAAGCGCGUGGAGGAGCAGCGUGAAAUCACUCUGGGGCUCGACCAGAUGGAAAUUGACAUCGACUAUUAUGCAUCCGUUUGGAACAAGAUGGGGGCAGAACCGGAUGCAGUAGCGGCCGGAGCUAUUUUCAAGCGUUUGGAAAUAAAUUGA